Macrosteles quadrilineatus (aster leafhopper) is the source of this 2414-nucleotide messenger RNA. Its product is annotated as engulfment and cell motility protein 1-like. Bases 101 to 2332 code for a protein of 743 amino acids. Lineage: Eukaryota; Metazoa; Arthropoda; Insecta; Hemiptera; Cicadellidae. The record is from RefSeq and is a predicted model, not a curated record. The transcript has 5 exons.
UAGUCAUCUUUCGAGAAUUGUUUACUGGUGUUUAGACAAAAAUCUAGAUUGAAUUAUAACAAAAUAGCUACAGUGUGGUUACAGAUAAUCUGCAUAAUACAUGUUAACCAUGCAGUCUCCGAGCAGUGAUGUUGUUAAAGUAGCCAUCCAAUCCAACAACAAUGCGAUUUUAUUUAAGUUGGCCCAAGAUCAACCUUUGGAAAUAGUGAUCCAAGAAGUUUGUGAACAGAGUCAAGUGACUUUUGAGAAAAACAAGUUUGCUCUUCAACUCUUGUCUCAAGUAAGUGACAAUGACUCGUUUACUUACAUAACCGAGUUCAAUCGCUACAUGAUCAAGAACGGACACGAGCUUAAGUUAGUAUAUAGCGCACCACUUUUGGCUAAAAUGAUCCGAGAAAAACUCGACUCUAAUUCUUCAAUAGAAAAUUUGCACUGGGCUUUGAAAAAAGCCGCUAUUUGUAGCGCUGAUCCAACAUUUUGCAAAGAGUUUUUCCCUCUAGGAUACUCCGCUCUAAGGAAACUUUUGAACGAAUCUGUUCUUACAAAGGAUUUGUUCAGUAAAGCACUCCAAGUGAUUCUGAACCUUAUAAAGAAUAAUUUCUUAAAAGCCUUAGAUAAGGAAUUUCUUUUACAAUUGAAAGACAUAGUAACAAGUGAUCACCAUAUACAAGAAAGUAUAAUUGAAACAGCCCUUGAAGUCUUAGAAGCAAUAGUGUUAGCUAAAAAUGACUCGGAGUUUUUGACUUCUCUGGUCAGUGUGGAUGAUAUUGUUCAUCACCUGUGGAGCAGGGACUCUCCUCAAACUCAGAGCAAUGUUUUAGCCUUACUAAAUGCAAUGACUCUAAAAAGCACUAGAUUGAAAAAUCAAAGAAUGCUGCUUCAAAAGAUGAAUUCAAAGCCAUUGAAAGAUACAAUAUACACAAACAUAAUUUCAACAAAUUCUCAAGUACCUGCCUACUUAUCUCAUGAAUUAUAUGUGUACCAAAGUCUUAUACUUACUCUUGAUAAACAACGUUACAGGAGGGUGGUAAAGAGUGAUUCAUUCUUGCCCGAUGUAGUUCCUUACCUGAAAUCAAACACUUUUGAGAAAACAGUAAAGAAAGAACUUGACGCAAACUUUUUCCCCUUGAAGACUGCAAACAGCAACGUUUCCUUGACAAAAGCCGAUUAUCAAGAUGAAGACAAUUACAGUUUAACGCCUUCUAUGUCCAGCAGUGUGUUGUACGCUUCCGAUGAUGACGAAGAAGUUGAUGACACAGUUUUUGUGCCUGAGGUCAAACGGAAUGGUUCCAAAAACGAUAAGUUAAUUUCUCAAUUGACUUUUGAUUGCGUGUUCUACUUUCACACGAAUCAUCAUGAUGAUUACAAAAUAGCUUUGUCAGACGACGGAAACAGUUAUACUCGAUAUUUGCAAACUUGUGAACAAAUAGUGCAACUUCUUUGCACGAAGGUUCUUCGAAUUGGAUAUAUUCCGGAGAGGGACGAAACUGCUUACUGUCCACUCGUCUUUCUAACUGCAUCUCCUUUCUUGGAGGAGCUCUUUUCAAAAACUGUUAACCUCAUGCAUAAAACCAAAAGGGAAAUGAAGGCGAAAAACGCAUCUGAUUUGGAAAAGGUAUUUCAAGUUCUUCAAAGGCAACUCUUGAAAGCGCUGGAGACCCAACCUGUCACCUUCGAUCAGUUAGAUUCUGUUUUGUCAACGCUGUCUUAUUGGGCAGUGAGGAAUCAGUGGCAAGAAGAGCAGGUUGAGAAAGAACGCAACACUCUAGCAAACUCUCCUGCAGUGAGGCAGCUGAAGGCAUCACUGGUGGGCGAGACUAAGGAAAUCAUCAAGAAACAAAGGUUACAGUUUGUAAAGACUGGGUCAGAGUUUCCAGUAUGGAAUGCUCAGAGAAAUCAGAGAGUGAGAAACAAGACAUGGUUUGCGUCCCUCACUACAAACGAGAAGGCCAUCCAGUAUUACGAGGUCGAAGGAGAAGUUAAUCAGCUGAUGAUGGAAGAUGUUAAAUCUAUCGUAACAGGCAGAAGAUGUCCCCACAUCAAACUAUCAAAAUCAAGAGUAACAAGUGGAGAACUAGCGUUUUCACUCAUAACCGAAGAAUCUUCUCUAGAUUUUAUAGCUCCAACUCAAGAAGUCUACGACCAUUGGACUGAUGCUAUUAACAGUUUGUUAGGGAAUGAAAUGAAGAGUAUCGGCAUGAAGAGAGACUUAAACUGUUUGAUAGAUAUGGAACUUCGGUUGCGUUUGUUGAACCUGGAUGGUAUUGACAUACCGGACGAAGCUCCCCCCAUCCCCCUCGACCCUCCCAGCUACGACUUUUGCAAUCCAUGAUUUAUACAUUCUAAAUCAGUCAUAGUUUAUAAGAGUUGUGCUUCAUUUUUUCAAACAAAGUUUAAAAUAUUUCUUAUAAAAA